CCUACCUGCAUGUGCUGUGUGUUCUGGUGGAGACGGUGCCCAGGGCACAACAAAUUACCAAGGAAGAAAAGCACUUUUCUUGGGUCUGGGAUGGGUCACUUGGACCACCUUCAGCCUCAGAGGAGGCUUGAGGAAGCAAGGUGAGCCCUAACUGCCCCUUUAUGGAGUGGUUCUGGUCCCGCUGCAUGCUGGGGGAUAUGAAGGAUGAGGUUCCACCGCCAACUCCUAGAAAUACUGUGAGGCUGUUACCAAAGAGGCCCUGAGUUCUUUUGCGCAGAGGAAAAUAACAAAACAAAACCCCAAACACAACAACGACAAAAAGCCCAUCCGGAGUCUGGGGCUCGUUGGAAACAAAGAGAAUGGGGAGGCGAAUGCUGGAAAGCGGCUGGUGCCCUAGUUGGGCUGUUGGCUGUGGGGCCGAGUGCCCCCACCUGAGCCUCAGGGACCCAGAGAGUCCAACCCAGUGUACCUUUCAAGAAAUGGCUGGGCCAUUGUGCAGAAGAAUGCCCGGAAAUCCCGCGACUCCCUCCUCCAGCGAGGAUGGGGCUCUUCCUCCUAGCCAGGAAACUCCAAGUUGGCUUCCGGAGGGUGGCCUGGGGGCUGGGGUGGCAAAGUACCACAGAUGCUUGAAGGACAACAAGGCAUAGCCUCUUUAUGCCCCUGUGUGUCUCUGCUAUGCUGGGAUCACAGUCUAUGUGCUGGAGGAGACUGGGGACUGAGUGGUGCUGCCUGACGCACUGGACCUCGGAGGACGGAGGCAGGCAGCAUCACAGAAGAGAAAGCACAGGCCCUUGCACUUUGUAUCAGACCCGAGGCUCCAGGGAAGGAGUGAGUGUAGACAGUGGUUGGGCAGGAUCUUGGAAGAAGUUAUAUAUAAUAUAAUUAAGGGAGUGACCUUAAUUACACAGGCUUGCCUAGCAUCUCUGCUUGGUGUGCAGGGACAAAGAGUCUAGAAGUUUGUUUCACCUGUGCAGAGGGGCUCCGGGAACCUCCAUGACAAGCCUUUGCUAGAAGGGGUCGGAAUGAUCUGGGGUGUAGCGCGUGGAAAUGGUUGGUGUAGGCUAGAGGUCAUGCAAUUAAAGUGGAGAGACGGGGCACGCAGAUCACCUGUGAACCAGCCAAGGAGAGCCCCCAUUUGGACAGAAACCGGUAGGGUUUCAAACAGCUGCCCUACUGGAAGUGCUGGGGGUCGAAUGGGACUUGUCCUGCGCUCUGUGGUUUCAAUUGUAACUGCCAAGGGGUCCGCGAUUGGCUGUAGGCCGAAGGUCUGCUCAUGGAUUGGCUGGUCUGGCUCGGGGGCUGCGCCCUGGGGGCAGAGACCGCCCUCCCCAACCCCCAGACUUCAAAUAAGAAAUCCCCAACAACAGGCACUGAAGAACAGAGCUGGUGUUGGGGAUACUCCCUUCUGGUCCAUUUCAGGAGACUCCGAAACAGGCAUCACAGAACCAGCUAGUUGAGCGCACAGCCCAAGAGUCAAGCGCACCCAGACGCCCCAGACGAUCGUUCAAUCUUUAGCCAUGGGGUCCGCAGCGUUGGAAAUUCUGGGUCUGGUGCUGUGCCUGGUAGGUUGGGUGGGCUUGAUCCUGGCGUGUGGGCUGCCCAUGUGGCAGGUGACUGCCUUCCUGGACCACAACAUCGUGACGGCGCAGACGACUUGGAAGGGGCUGUGGAUGUCGUGCGUGGUGCAGAGUACAGGACACAUGCAGUGCAAGGUGUAUGAGUCUGUGCUGGCGCUGAGUGCCGAGAUACAGGCAGCUCGGGCACUCACCGUGGGCGCUGUACUGCUGGCUCUGGUGGCCCUCUUUGUUACCUUGACCGGCGCGCAAUGCACCACCUGCGUAGCCCCGGGCCCAGUGAAGGCACGCGUGGCACUCACGGGCGGAGCGCUUUACGCGCUGUGCGGGCUGUUGGCGCUGGUGCCGCUCUGCUGGUUCGCCAACAUUGUGGUCCGCGAGUUCUACGAUCCGGCAGUGCCGGUGUCUCAGAAGUACGAGUUGGGCGCGGCGCUGUACAUCGGAUGGGCGGCCUCCGCUCUGCUCAUGUGCGGCGGCGGCCUCGUGUGCUGCGGGGCUUGGGUCUGCUCCGGCCGCCCGGAGUUCAGCUUCCCGGUCAAGUACUCGGCACCGCGGCGGCCCGCAGCCAAUGGCGAAUACGACAAGAAGAACUACGUCUAAGAGCGGGAGGCACGGCGGGGCCCUUCCCGCAGCCAAGCCCGUGAUCGGAGGGACCGACGCGGGAAGCCGCACGUGGAUGGCAACCACCACUGGUUUGCGCAUCGCAGACUCCGAGACAAGUCAGGCUGGGUUCCGGCCAGGCUUUUCCGCGCCCAGAGAGUCCGCUGACCGUCACCAUCUAGACUCUCUUCAGAACAGACACUUGUGAGGACUUGACCGACCUCAUUUUCUUUGCGCAGUUGGCCGCGGCAUGGAUGCGGCUCUCGGAUUUCAUCGGUGAAGCAGACACUAAACUGCAGCUGACAGUUUCUAUUGAGCAGUUCUGGAUGCUGCCUUAAUGUCCAGUAGCUCCUACUGACCUGAAAGGGCAGCUGGAGAACCCCAGGCCCGCAGACUGGGCUGCCAGAGGCAUGUGCUAUAAAGGGCAUUUUCCUUGUUAGUGAAGAGGAGCCCAUUGAACCAAAGGACUUGGUCUGAACCUCGUCUCACUCCAGUACUCCCCCAACGGGAGCGCCUGUAGGUACCAGAGCCUUAGAGGGGCUGCCCUCCUCGCAGCUUGGGGGUGGGGCGGGGCGGGCAAGAAUUUGCUUAGUAAAUGGUUUGAACACUGUCAA
This is a messenger RNA of Myodes glareolus (Bank vole), 2788 nucleotides long. RefSeq names its product claudin 5 (gene Cldn5). NCBI's taxonomy places the organism in Eukaryota, Metazoa, Chordata, Mammalia, Rodentia, Cricetidae. Gene Ontology annotation, molecular function: structural molecule activity. Gene Ontology annotation, cellular component: bicellular tight junction; membrane. The record is from RefSeq and is a predicted model, not a curated record.